This is a messenger RNA of Linepithema humile (Argentine ant), 760 nucleotides long. It is a transcript of the gene AIMP3, whose product is annotated as aaRS-interacting multifunctional protein 3. NCBI's taxonomy places the organism in Eukaryota, Metazoa, Arthropoda, Insecta, Hymenoptera, Formicidae. The record is from RefSeq and is a predicted model, not a curated record. Gene Ontology annotation, biological process: positive regulation of DNA damage response, signal transduction by p53 class mediator. Gene Ontology annotation, cellular component: aminoacyl-tRNA synthetase multienzyme complex; cytoplasm; nucleus.
CAAAUCUGGCUACACUGUUACAACUGGCAUCACUGGUGCACAGACGCACGUGUUGCAUCGGUCAGACGAGUUUCCUAUACAAUUCUCGUCGUUAGUUUAGAAAAUCAAUCUAAUUUAUAUUAAUUUAAAUUGUAUUUGUAUCAUAUCUAUUAUGGGAUUGUGUAACAUCGAAUGUGUACAUAGAAUAGCGCAGUAUCUGGAUGUUUCUCCAGGAAAAUUGGAGAUCUCUAAUAAAAGCAUAGUACUUGUUCCAGAAUGUAAAAAUAAUUCUCGACCCAUUCAAGGUUUUAGCACUAUUAUACAAGCGCUGGUAAGGAGUUCAAAAUGUCCUGAAAUACUUGGCAGUGAGAAAGAAGUGCAAGCGCUAACACAACAGUGGUUAGAAUAUGCUAUAGUUUGUGUCAAUCAUGCGGAUCUACCUGUUAAUGCCAAGAGAGUACUCAAUGAAUUAAAUGUAACAUUUAAGGAUGUGACAUAUAUAACUGGCACAGAGAAAACUAUCGCAGAUGUCACAUUGUAUUACAUUCUACAUUCUACAAUGAAAGAAUUGAGUUAUCAGGAGAAGGCACAAUAUAUUCAUGUAUCAAGAUGGUUUGACAAUAUUCAACAAGAAGAGAAAUUAAGACGGGAACUGGAUCUGAUACCUUUUAAAUUAUUGCGCCUAUUUUUGUAGUCUCUCUCGAGAUGAAUGUCCUGAACUCGUUGCAUUUCUUCACAGUAAUCUGAAUUCCAGUGAGAUAUUAAAGCAGUCAUACGAGAA